GUCUUGUGUUGACAAACAAAUGGCGUUGUCGCGCCAUCUGAGCGACAGCGCGUGAAAUUCCUUUUCCGCGCGCGUUUCCCUCGCGUGUACGUGUGCGCGAAAAUUCGGAAAAGCGAUCGGAAUACGCGAACGCUCGGCAGGAUGACGAGGGACGACGGUGGCGAGCGUGGCGAGCAUGGCGAGCAUGGCGAUCGUGGCGAGCGGGGCCAGCGACCGGGCCGGAGAAUCGCCUUCUCGUCGUCGGCUCGGGCGAGAGAGGAGCGAACGCGCGCGCCGUCUCCAGGCCCCCGUGCCAAGCUACUAACGGCAAAUGGCCAUUUUGUGCGUGACAGUUGUCGGCCGCCAAGUAUAGCAGCAGCGUAACGAGCGGCCAACGAGGCGUCUCGGGUCGUCGGGUCUCUCCUCCGAUCGGUUCCGCUUUCGUUCGUCGGAGCUCGUCGCUCCCGCGAUCCUCUUUCGCCGUCCUAAACCUCGCUCGCGGUCGACGCCGCGGACGAGAGACGCCCGCGCGCGUCCUAGUCGCGUCGUGAUUUAUCCGCGAGCCGUCGUCCGUCAGCGAGCCUCGAAGCGCCGCUCUUGACAGGCGGCGAGCGCCCGUUUCUCUCGUCGUCGGUUUCGCGGAUUCUCCACGUCGAGCGUCAUCGGGAUCGUCGACGGUUCCGGGGGCCGCUUCUCCACGUGCUCCCUCACGUGCCCGUGCUCCGGUUCUCGAGACUGGUGGCGGGCGUCGCGGGUAUUAUUAGACCAACGCUAUGCGAUCGACGGCGAGGGCGACGACGACGGACGGCGAGUGGCGACGUCCGCUAUGCUCCCCGGAGCAGUCGCGGUGGCACCCGCGCGUCAUCGCCGGAUCGCGUUCCUCCGUGUAACGGUCGGCCCCUGCUGCCGCCGCCACCGUCGCUGCUGCAGCAGCCGCUCCGAGGAAGGCUGUCGCGAAAUCACCUGACGUCAGCGUAACGCGAUGCAAGCGUGCGCCCGAGUAUCGGGUACGGAGCGCGCGCGUGUCUCGUUUGUAUACGUAUGCAUGUACAUAUGUACUGCGCGCGCGACGUUUCGCUCGUUGCGCAAACGAUAAACUUGCUCGAAAGUUGGAGCGUCUCGGUCGCUCGUGCCUCUUCGCGCUCGAGAGAGACGCCCGCGGCGACAGCUCGCUCCGCUCGGCGGUCUUUUCUUUGUCCGCGCUCGAGGAACGACGCGAGAUGUCUGGAGAGCCCGGGGAUUCGCUUGGAAGGAAUGUGAUCCGAGUACAAUCGAAUUGUUUCUAGUGCGCAGUGUGAGUCUUGUAAUCAGCGAUAGAGUAGAUAAGACAGGUCGUACGAACUCUGAAAAACAUAGAUGGACCUGUGCCAGCGGCGGCAGUGGCGGACCCCGUUCGCUGAGAAGCAUAGAAGUUCCGACGCCUACUCCUACGCCCCCAACACCUUUGCUAAGUUCUGAAUGCCCCUCGUCCAACUUUACCAAUCUACGGGGUCAAACUACCCAAAGAUCUAAAUCGCGAGUGGAUGCAAUGUUGGAACGUGCUCUGACACAGCCACAACAGUGUUCCGUGGAUCCACUAGAUAACGCCCAUAAUUGGGAAAUUCCUAUUUGGACGACAGAAAAGUUUCAAGCUUGGCUCAACAAAAUCUAUGCUUCUUUCAAGGAUACCUAUAGCUUGAAGCAGUUGAAACAAACCAAUCAGCGUAACACUGAGAAAAAUUUUAAGGUCAAGCAAUUGAAAGGAUCAUACAUCAAAUUUGAAUCCUUUCACAGAAUUACUAGACCUGUGUUUCUGGAAUUAUCGUCGUGGCCAACGUUAAACUUCGACGGUGACCUAGGUUCGUGUCCUUUUGAUACAAAGAAGCAGGGAAAACGAGAAAAUAAAUUAAUAAACAAAGAGAUUAAGGAGAAUAAGGAGGCUAUUGAAUCUACAAAUAGGGCCGAGGGUAAAGAAAUGACUCGGAGACCCCGUGCCACCGCUGCACGUGCCCGCAGAACAGAACAGCUGGUUGCUGGUUACUGCGAAAUUUGUCACGUUCAUUAUGACGAUCUAUCCAAACAUUUACAAAGCGAGCAGCACUUAAAUUUUGUGGGAAAUGACGACAACUUUUUAUCUUUGGAUACGUUAAUCAAUGCAGGCGCCAAUGUGGAGGCGUUCUUAAAACUAAAUAGAACAAAGGAUAUCGAGAAAGACUGUGAUUGUUUCCCCAAUGGAGAUGGUAAUCUUCAUAAUGCAGUACUGCCCGAGGAGAAGGUUAACAAAAACACCAAAACUUUAAGUAACUUUAGUGUUGACGAGAUAAAAAUGGUGAAUGGUGCGCGUAGAAAUCUUAAUUUAAAAUUAAGUUCGCCGCAUAAUUUGCGUACUCGCGCGAAACAUGAAAGCGGACAUCUUCUUAGAUCCAAGGGCAGUCCGUGGCACGAAGUCGAUAAGAGCGAAAAGUUGUACGAUAAAUUGGAGGGUUUCACCAUCAAGAAACGUUCGAAAGGUACUAUCUGGAUCGAGGAAGAUGACCCGGACGAGAAAUAUGAAGAGAACAUUCUGCGAAAGGAAUCGAAGCGAGAGGACUAUAAAAGGCCCUUCUCGAAUGAUAUCGACAUUUUAAAUACUAAGGAAGAUAAUAUCAGUAGUAAGCAUAGUAAUAAUCUAGAUCCGCCAAACUUGCAGCCGGCGAUUGUACAUAACAAUACGCAAAACGGUAUUAUAAAUUCGUGUCGUAUAUCGGAAGAAUCGGAUUACCUCAAGAAUAAGGACGAGUGUAACGGUGACGAAAACGCGUGUGCGUUGGAAUGUAUGAUAAGUGUAGAAAACGGUGUAGUUGACAAUAGUUAUACCGGGAGUUGCAAGCCGUGUAAGAAUUUAUUUCAAAGAGACAAUUGCGCAUUGCAAGCGGAAAAAGUGACAAUAGAAGCGAGAAAGUUGUCGGACGAUGCGAAAGAUUUUGUUUGUAAUGAAUAUAACAAAAGUGAACAAAAAGAUUCAAAAGUGCUGCAGGGAGAGAAUAAUCGUACGAAGCCCAAGCAUCCUUCCCGCCUCAAUCGAAGGGGUGGCAGAAGUAUCAGAGGUCGAUAUCGACAUCGACUAUCGGUGGAGGAACGGUUGAUCGAGGACAAUCGCGCAUAUUACAAAGUAGAAGUGUUAGGUAAUAAACUGCGAUCGAGUGCAGUGACGGGUAGUGGCAAUCCACAACAGCACGCGGGACCGAAAGAUGGCGACGACGAGGAGAAAAAGGAAGCACCGUCGCCGAGUGAGAAGCCGGUGGUAGUGCGAUUUAAGCGCGUAAGAAAGUCCGAGUUGUCGUUGCUGAGCGAUGAGGCGGAAUCCUUUAUGUUUGGCGAACCUAAACGAGAUGACUCGAAUGAACAAACCAGUGACAGCGAACAAAGUAGCGUGUUUCCGAAAGAUACGGAAAACAGCGAAGCCGAUGAAACUGCCAAUUCAUCCACAUUGCUGAGUUCGCCUUUAAAUUCCAGUUCUGUAAAACAGGAAAUUAUCGAGGAGGAUUCCCAGGAUUCUGUACAUCUAGGUAGAGCGAGAAAAAGGAGACGCACACAAGCUGAAGCGUUUAUCAAGGACAACGCCGAUUACUACAAGUUCGAGACGCCGGGCAGCAGAUUAAGGUAUCAAGCUCCGUUGACCGGUAUCAAGGACGCCGCGUUUGCGGACAGUAGGGAACACGCGACGUUGAAGAAAUCGGCCCAACAAUCGAACGACUGCAAGUCACAAGUCGAGAAUAUAAUCGAGAAGAUUUAUCCGUCCAAGCCGUCAACGGAGAUUGAAAAAAUGCAAUUCUCCUUUGAAGCGAUACCCAAAUCCGAACCGUGGUAUCAAACGUAUCAACGUCAGGAUACGGGUGCCGAGUUUUGGCACUGCUUCAGCGAAUGCGAUACGAUGAAACCGUUCCUACUGCCAUACGAGAUAGAGAAUUUUCACGAGACGCUAAUAAAGAUACAAAAUAGAAUCGACGCAGGAGGCAGGAAAAGGGGUCGUGGGCGCGGUAUAGGAUGCGCGGGACGUUCGCCAAGAAAAAGUCCACGUUGCCACGCGUCUACGCUCGCCAUCAUGUCCACUAUCAUUCGCAAAAGAGAGCAACAACAGUCGUCGACAUUAUGCACGAUAGAAGAAACACCGCCAUUUGUCAGAUCGCGCACAAAUACACCCAAGCUUGAACUAAAACAAGAUCUCAAGUCGGAUCUGGACGAGGAGAUAAAGGAUAUAGCAAAAACAAUCGACGAUAUGCUGAGCGCAAAGGACAUGAUAACAGAAUUGAACGUUUCAUUAGAGCCUGACAUGGACUUGGCGCAAGCCGACAGUCUUUGCGGGACACCAAAAGGCGCGCCGUCGAAUCUGUUGGAGUUGCUCGAUAAUUGUCAAGAUAUCACCAACUGUUUGGAAAACAACUCGUCAUGCGCCAGUUCCGAAUGUGGUGAGGCGAACAUAGACAUUCCGCUGAAAAGAAGAAAACGAAGGAAAAAUCGAACCGGUUGGCCAGUUGGGAACAAAAUGAAGAAAAAAGUACAAACAAACAACAAGGUAUCGUCAAUGGAUAGCGACCGGGAAUUGUUGCUGGAGAAAAAGCUCUAUCCUGGCAGGAGUUUCGCUGGAAAUACCUUGGAUACGUCCAGCAAAUUGCCGGAAGGGACUAAUUCUCACCCGGUAACGACAUCGAAUAAUAACGUUGUACUGCCAACCGUUGCGGAACGGCUAAACAUCAAUCGAAAGAGCGAUACUGACGCCUUACUGGAAAUUUGUACAUCUCAUAAAUCGUGUCACGAGACGCUCGCAAAGAGAGACAAGAGCGUAGAUGCCAUUAACGACGACAACAACACGAGCAGUUACGUCGAAUCAUUAGCCAUCUCGGAGAACACGUGCGACGACACAACGAAUAAAAACUACUUGUCGAACAAGGAUUAUCCGUGUAGGAAAGACUUAUCCAAGAUCGAGGAGAUUUCGGAGAACGACGAGUCGGGCAACGAUGAGAAUCACGAGAAUCAGAAGAGCCUGUUCGGCAGAAAAGACGUCAACGCAAUCACCGAGAGGAAUUUGGUUGUCAAGUCGUCGUCUAUUGUCAGGAAGCAACGACAACGAGACCACGUUGCCGUUGCUAUCGCCGUCGACAAUAACAGCUGCGAGUCGCGAGACACGGAGAUUGAGAAUCGGGACAAUAUGCAGUUGCAGCAGUGCAGAAAGGAGGCAGAAUCCGGUAUAGUUCCUAAGAAACAUCACAACACCAAUUCCGAAUUGUCGUCGCCGAAACGGCAACUGCGAGGCGGCAAUUGCGAAGAGAAUUCGUCCGAGAACACGGGGGAAUUGUUGAAGCAACAUGGUCGUCAACACGGCAUCGUGUUUGCCGCGACAAGGCGCGGUCGAAUGGGUUCACGAAGGCGCAUCUAUUCUAGGAAACGUCAGUCGAAAACGGCCGUCGCUCACAAUAAUCUGUCGUCGUCCGAUCAUCACGUUGGCAUGGUGUACGACGAUGAGAAUUGUAAGAAGGACGCUUAUUUGAGUAUUACGUCUACGUGUAAUAAAAAGCAAUCGCCAAGUGCCGGAGUGCGUAGCGCGAAGCGCAAAAGCGAGGCCAUCUCGUCGUCGGACAACGUCCAGGAAUCGUCCGAUCCGAUGAUGGAUCAAUGUGCGUUAUCGGAACGCGUUAUCAGCCCGUCGUCGGUAAUAUCGUCCACCGAGCUCGAGCAGCGACGUUCGAGCAUCGAAUUCCAGCCGGUCGUACGGAUGAUGAAGCUCGACGAUCAAGUGGACAUGGAUCAUGGUAUUCUGUCGACGGUGACGGUGGCGAGUAAUCGACGAUUGAGAAGUUCCGGUGGUUCGCCACGAUCGAAUAACCCCAAGCCGCCGAAGAAACGCAUAAAGUCCAGUCGUGGACAUUUUGGACGGUGGUUGAAGAGCAGCUGAAAAAUAGAUGCGAAGAAUAAAAGUACUUGGACUUAGAUUUCAACGACGCUCGAUCUCGCGAUUUGAUAUUGUCCUGACGCGAUGUACAUUGUGUAUAAAAAUAUUAUUUGUGUACGUAGAGAAUAGUAUUUAACAUCGCAUCGUAGUAUUCUCUUUUUCUCUCACUCUCUUUCUCUCUUUAGUGAUACCCAUGAAGUAAGAGAGAAGGAGAUCGAACUCCAUGUAACAAAAGUGGUCCCGAAAAGUGGCACCUAAUUGAGAGGGAAGGGAAUCCGCUGAAAAGAAUAGUUUCUCGUGUUUUGGCACCAUUUGCAAUUAUUAACUUUACCCGGCCAGCUCGGUUUUAUCUCAAUUGUUUACCUGUGGCUUUACAUGCAUUUUUCAUGAUAAAAAUGGCAUGUUGGAUCAGAGAGCUGCUAGAUUCGAGA
Messenger RNA from Camponotus floridanus (Florida carpenter ant), 6318 nucleotides. RefSeq lists its product as uncharacterized. Gene Ontology annotation, molecular function: nucleic acid binding; zinc ion binding; protein serine/threonine kinase activator activity. The coding region runs from base 1508 to 5890 and encodes 1460 amino acids. The record is from RefSeq and is a predicted model, not a curated record. Gene Ontology annotation, biological process: positive regulation of nuclear cell cycle DNA replication; regulation of cell cycle phase transition. Lineage: Eukaryota; Metazoa; Arthropoda; Insecta; Hymenoptera; Formicidae. Gene Ontology annotation, cellular component: nucleus; Dbf4-dependent protein kinase complex. The transcript is spliced from 6 exons.